Molecule: messenger RNA, 864 nt
Organism: Drosophila hydei
Lineage: Eukaryota; Metazoa; Arthropoda; Insecta; Diptera; Drosophilidae
Gene: PolZ2
Product: mitotic spindle assembly checkpoint protein MAD2B
Exons: 1
Coding region: 100-702 (200 amino acids)
Cellular component (GO): zeta DNA polymerase complex
Source: RefSeq, a predicted model, not a curated record
AAGUGUGACCAAGUCGUAUUUAUCUGGUAUAUUUUAGGUCUUCAUUUAAGUUGCAUUUUCAGCAGGUAAUUAAAUGAAAUAUUUCUAUUACAAGUGAAAAUGGAAUUGGAGGAAAUGGUCGCAAUACAAUUGGAAGCUAUCGAGGUGAUAUUAAAUCAUAUACUUUAUAUUCGUGGCGUUUAUCCUGCACAAAUCUUUAAGAAACGCCGUGUCUACAACACACCAGUCUUUAUAGUGGCCUUCCCAGCCUUAAGCUCUUACCUAGCAAAUGUUUUGAAAACUGUGCAGCAGCAUUUACGGAAAAAUACAGCACAAUUCAGGAUGGAAAUAACUAUAUAUGGAAAUGAGUCGGAUCACAUGGAAAGCUACUUUCUGGAAAUGCAACGAAUUCAGGCUGAUCCAGCAGAGGAUCAAUAUUUAAUGGAAUAUGAACAACAGCUAAGGACUGCCCUAUACAAAUUCGCGGAUCGAGUGAAACAUUUACCAAAACUUGAUCAAAAUGCCAAGUUUAAAGUGCGUAUACAUACAACACAGGCAGCGUUUACAGAGCUCAGUCACGACGCGCAAUACCAGGAGUUCCCCUGGCUACAGUCAAAUGGGAGUCCUUUGCAGUUAAAGCAGCAGCAGCAAAAGUUUUCACUCCUACCUUUGUCUAGAGUUGACAAAGUGGGAUUGCGAAUGGAGGCACAUAUACAUAAUUAGUUUUACGACUUUAAGCAUUGAAUGUUUAAGUGUCUUGCCAGCUCAUUUUGAAUGUUUUCAAAUAGCAAUGGAAAAUAUAUAAUUGAAAUUUCUGUCAACCUUAAGUAAAAUGUAGAAUGUGCAAAGGUAAUUCUAUCCUACAGAUGUAUAUAUAAUAUUUAA